CGUUACCCUUCGCAACGGUAAUUAGGCGUCUCCCUCAGUCUGCAAAACAUUGAAGCUAAACUCGCUUCUUCAGUGAAACCAAUUGUACAUUAACGACACAAAGUGUGCUAAUGCCUAAAAUAAGCUCGGACACAUUAUGGGAUGUGGCUGCAGCAGAAGUGCGCAACAGGGAGAACAGGAGAGGUGAAGAGGAUGCUGAGGAGGAUGCAAACUUCCCCAACGAGAGUACAGUUUUCAUAAUGGGCAGUAAAGCAGGGGGUAAAACAACAAUAUUACUGCGGUUUCUCGACAGAGAUGAAGCACCUAAACCUACACUGGCGUUGGAGUAUACUUUUGGUAGAAGGGCGAGAGGGCAUAAUACGCCUAAAGACAUAGCUCAUCUGUGGGAACUAGGAGGUGGCAUUUCCUUAUCAGAUCUUGUUCAGAUUCCCAUCACAGCUGACAAUAUCAGCGUGUUGUCUGUGGUGCUUGUCCUGGAUCUGUCGAAACCCAAUGCUCUGUGGGAGACCAUGGAGAGGCUGCUCGAGUCAGCUCGAAGCCAGGUGGAAAAAGUGUACACCUCACUCCAAAAGACAGGAGAAUCUAGAUCCGGCAAACAACCUAGCCAGUACAGAGUCUCACGAGUCCUCCACAAGGACUAUCCGGACAGAGAGCUCAUAAACCCUUUCCCUGUUUCUCUUCUCAUAAUUGGUAGCAAGUUUGACAUCUUUCAGGACUUUGAUUCAGAGAAGAGAAAAGUGAUCUGUAAGACUCUACGCUUUGUAGCCCAUUUCUAUGGAGCAUCAUUAAUUUUCACCAGCAGUAAGUCAGAAACCACAGUGUCUAAAGCCAGGAGUUUUGUAAAUCACCUGGCGUUUGGGACUGAAAGGCCAAAGUCAAUCUCUACAGACCCCAGCAAACCUCUGGUUAUUCCAGCGGGGCUAGACUCGCUCAGUCAGAUUGGUCCACCUGUGACCUCUGAUGUUGAUAUUGGAACCCUACAUGCCAAAAACCCCUUAGACCUUUGGAAAAAAGUUUUUGAAAGGGCUUUUCCACCAGAGAACAUCAAGGAACGUAAAGAGCUGAAAGAUCCUGCCAAAAACCCUCAGUACAGUGAGCCCCUUAUAGACUCCAUGAGAGCACAGAAAGACCAGGAGCUGGAGCAGUACAAGAGAGAGCAGGCCAAGUCAUGGAAAAACGUUGCUCUGGACCCAAAGAUUUAAAUAUGACAUGUAUUUAAAUACUGGACCACAUGGACUUAGAAAUAAUGUAUGACAGGAAGAGUAUGCAUA
Molecule: messenger RNA, 1271 nt
Organism: Xyrauchen texanus (razorback sucker)
Lineage: Eukaryota; Metazoa; Chordata; Actinopteri; Cypriniformes; Catostomidae
Gene: dync2li1
Product: dynein, cytoplasmic 2, light intermediate chain 1
Exons: 13
Coding region: 111-1202 (363 amino acids)
Biological process (GO): intraciliary retrograde transport; intraciliary transport involved in cilium assembly
Cellular component (GO): axoneme; cytoplasmic dynein complex; ciliary basal body
Molecular function (GO): dynein heavy chain binding
Source: RefSeq, a predicted model, not a curated record